Molecule: messenger RNA, 1515 nt
Organism: Electrophorus electricus (electric eel)
Lineage: Eukaryota; Metazoa; Chordata; Actinopteri; Gymnotiformes; Gymnotidae
Gene: mrps5
Product: mitochondrial ribosomal protein S5
Biological process (GO): translation
Cellular component (GO): ribosome
Molecular function (GO): structural constituent of ribosome; RNA binding
Source: RefSeq, a predicted model, not a curated record
UGUUUGGGACCUUUUCAACAUUUCAAGAUGGCGGCGGCCACGCGCUGGUGCUGUGUCCUCCGGUUACCGGUGGCAGGCGUCGGGGCGUUUGGGGCACUAGGAGGUGCCGCUCUGACCCGGCCCGCUCUGACCCGGCCCGCUCUGACCCGGCCCGCCCUGACCCGGCCCGCCCUGACCCGCUCUGACCCGGCCGCCUGGCAGCAGACCCGUCACUCCAGCUUCUUCAACAAGUUGACUGCCGAUGACCUGUGGCGUGGUGUGUUGGCAGAGAAGGGUUCUGGGACUCGGAAGGGCAGAGGGAAAAGGACCAAACGCAAAGUAAAGAAGAACCUGAACCAUGGUCAGGUCCUGGGAGAAGGUCGCGGGGGCUACCUCUGGCCUGGCCUCAACGCUCCAGUGGUGAAGGACGGCACUCUUCAGUCCUUCUCCAGGCGUGGGGAGGCGGAGCAGGAGGAGAAGAGGGCGGAGCUUGAGCGGCAGAGAGAGGAGUGGGACAGGAAGCGGAAGAUAAAAGUGAAGAGAGAGAGAGGCUGGACAGGCAACUCCUGGGGAGGGAUCAGCCUUGGUACCCCAGACCCUGGUCCCAACGGAGAAACAUAUGAAGACUUUGAUUCCCGUGUUAUUGAGGUGAAGAGUGUAUUCAAUAUGACAGCCAAAGAGGGCAGAAAACGCUCUGUGAGCUGCCUUGUUGCUGUGGGCAAUGGCAAUGGAGCUGCAGGAUUUGCUUUGGGAAAAGCAGCAGACAGAAUCACAGCUCUGAGAAAGGCCAAGAACAGAGCAAUACACUAUCUCUAUUACAUCGAAAGAUAUAAUAACCACACCAUUUACCAUGACAUCGACUCCACCUUCAAAAGAACCACCCUGCGCAUGAAAAAACAAAACAAGGGUUACGGUCUUCACUGCCACAGGGCUGUGAUCACCAUAUGUAAGCUGAUUGGCAUCGAGGACAUGUAUGCCAAAGUGGAGGGCUCAGUUAACCUGCUCAACAUCACCCGGGCACUGUUCCAUGGGCUGGCCAAACAGGAGACGCACCAGGCUCUGGCUGACAAGAAGCAGCUGAACGUGGUGGAGUUCCGCGAGGAGCAGGGCGUGCUUCCCAUCGUCGUGGCCAAGCCCAAGCUGGGUGCCCGGAACAAUCCGGAAGUGGAGGACGAUGUGCCGAACACCAAGCUGCACUGGGCCGACGUGCAGGCCGCCCAGGGUUGGAAGAGCUCUGUGUGGGCCGGGGUGAAGAGGACCGUCUGGUGACCCCAAACGACCGUUUGAACAGAUCCGAGCAUGCGCGCACACACACACAUGCGCACACCUGCCUGUCACACUUACAUACACGCCCUUGACCCCAAAGAGAGUUUGACUGAGUGGGUAGGACGGUUGGGGUGGAUCAGAUGCUCUCGAUCAGGUAGAAGUGGAGUCUCAGCUGCAGUUCUGCCUAAUCAGACUGCAGAUUUACACUCUAGUCUCACAAAUUUAUAACUGUUGUCAUUGUAGAGAACCCAAUAAAAGUUUCACACCAUC